Messenger RNA from Peniophora sp. CBMAI 1063, 1200 nucleotides. NCBI's taxonomy places the organism in Eukaryota, Fungi, Basidiomycota, Agaricomycetes, Russulales, Peniophoraceae. The record is from the annotation of a GenBank genome assembly.
AUGACUUCCGAUGUAUUUGACGCCGAUGGGCGCCUAAGCGAGGCGUAUGUCCAGGAGAUGUUCCAUAGCUAUCUCAAGAGCUCGCUCGCACAAGCCAAAGCGGAGCACCUUGUGGACGUGCAAAUGCUCAGUAGCGCCGAGGGCGAUCUGAUGAUAACUGGUCCCGCACUAUGCCUCUACUUUGCCGCCUUGAGGUGUACGACCAACCCACCUUCUGUCCCUCUUCCACGGCGGGACAAGCAUACACCGCAGAACGACUUAUCCGAGGACAACUGCCCUUCCGCCUUCCUGCCCUUCCUCCAGCUCUGGGCCCAAUGCGUACCCGAUAUCCAACGACUGGCGCCAGAGCACCAACACGACCUGGCACGCAUCGUAUGCAACCUCGAACCCAUCGCAUCACCCAUCAACCCUACAAUAUUCCGCGUGGCACACGACUUGCGCGCUGUGGCGAUAGAGAUCAGCUUGAGGCGGACGUUCCAGGACCGGUAUGCGCAGGAUCUGCAGGCUGCCAUCGAGACGGGCGGCGGGCCCCGCGCAAGUGUACGCGCGAGCUUCGUGCCUCCACCCGAAUACUCUCCAUCGGCUACGAACGCUACUUUCGGUGACAAGGAGCUCCCUCCACCGCCACCUGCGCGACCACAGCCUCCGCCCAUCGAAGUGAACGCCAUCGAGCUCAUUCGUGAAACGCUUUACGCUGCGCUCGCGGAUGUACUCGAGACUACACCACGCAUGCGCCAGCUUCUGCGGACGGACCCUACACGCUCGUACUUCGGCGCCGUCGCUCUCGCGAUCCUCUCUGUGGCCAGCACAGCGAUGACACCCGACGGCGGUGUACGUGGCGUCAUGGGCACGAACUUACACCUCGAGGACUGCCCUUCAGCCCUCCGUCCCCUCAUGCUUGAGCUGGCCGGUAUCGGACAUGCAGCCACGGAGAUGGAAGAGCAGGACACGGAAGAGGCCAUGCGUCGGGCGGCCGCAGGCGAGGAUAUUCCACCUCCGCGGCUUGAGAGGGUUAAGACAAUGUUGGAGCAUGGAGUUGCAUAUGAGAGGCAAGGUGCCGUGGGGAGGGAGAGCCCAGAGGGACGGGCGGUCGCGUUCGCGAACAGGAUCAACGCGCUCGCGAUCAGGAUGACGGAGUUGCCGGCGUUCAGGCAGAGACAGAACGAGGUGUUCAAUGUGCUGAAGGGUGUCGCAAGUUGA